Molecule: messenger RNA, 360 nt
Organism: Plenodomus lingam JN3
Lineage: Eukaryota; Fungi; Ascomycota; Dothideomycetes; Pleosporales; Leptosphaeriaceae
Source: RefSeq, a predicted model, not a curated record
AUGGAACACUCGCGCCCAACCCCCCGGCCUGCUCCAUGGGAACACGGCGUCCAGCGUCAUGGAAACCCGAGUUCGAGCUUGGGAGCCACGGCGACAGCGCAGGCGGACAAGGCGAUUGCGAUUGCGAAGAAGAACAAGAAGAAAAAGAAGAGUAAAAAGGAUAGGACGAGUUUGAGUCUGAGUCUGGCAAGGGCGGCGGAGCAGUUUCAGAGUCGGGUGUUGGCAUUGGCAGGGGUGGGGUCGAUGGGGAUGACGAGGACGAGGGGGAAGGGUAAAGGAGAGGGGGAGGAAGGGAGAGGGAAAGAGGAAGGGGAAGGGGAAGAAGACGGGGUUCUAGGGAGGGGUGAGAGUUCGAGGUAA